AUUAUUCUAAUGUCUAAUUAAAACAUCUACAAAUGUAGAAAACUGAUCAGAGAUCAGGUAAACUCAUAGGGUAAAGCUCAUAGACACUUGUUCAAUAGUUCUCAGUGAAUCUGCAUGAUUCAUGGGUUUACUUUAUCAUCGUCCUCUACCGGUGAACCAUUGAAAUUUGGUUUCGUACAUGGUUUCGUAACAGUUAUGACGUUAUGAAGCCUAGUUUACUGAAAUCAUGUGACUUUGGCAGUUUGAUAACACUCCGAAUCACUAAAGCACGUGUUUUGAAAUAUUUUUUUAGAAUCAAACAUACUUCUUUACAUAUUGAUGCAUAUGCAUAUAUUUUUUAUUUAAAGAUAUUUCAUUUUAAACAUGUUAAAUAGUGCUAUUUAUGUUACCAAUUUGUGGCACUGUGUCCAAUGCAGCUUUCUAAAAUGACUGCUCCAUCAUCCCAAACAAAAGGCUACACCCACUUCAGCCCAUCAUUUCAUUGGGCAGACAUGUAAGGUGAUAUAUGUAGGUGAUAUAUAAACUAGGUCAAUAAACCCAUUUAUCACCAUAUUUUGGAAACUCAUGAUCAUAUUUCAGUGCAAAAUUAUCCAAAGGGUAGGAUGAAAUUGAAUAUUGUUUCUGCUGCUGUUUUUCCAAACGUGUUCUUAGAGCCUGUAUCUAAUGUUACAGUCCUGUUCAAUUAUUUGCAUAUUCAGGGUGGAGUCAAGCAGCAGAUCCUGUUGUGAUGAAUAGACUGAUAAAAAAGACUCUUUGUCACUUGAGACUUGAGGCUUCUCCAACACCAGGAGUUUUUGUCCUAUUUUUCUUGUUGUUUGCUAAAUUCAUUUAUGUAUUUCAUUAAUAAAAUUCUACUUUUGGGUUGCUUUAAUUUGCGUGUGGCCUCUUCGUUGAGCUGCCUUGAGCCAGGUGGAUUGUAACUCUACCCGCUUUUAUUUUCUGAAGGCAGAAUGUGGUGAAAAUGAAGCUUCUCUUUAAUUUGCUUGCAGUGAUCUUGAUUUUACUUGACAAAGGAAUGUCUGGUGUUGGUACAGAUAAAGUGUCAGUGUCUGUGAUUGAGGGAGAUUCAGUCACUCUGAACACUGGUGUUCAAACAAACCAACAAGAAGAGAUUAAAUGGUAUAUUAAUGACACUCGCAUCGCUCAAAUCAGGGGAGAUCUCAGUAAGAUCUGUACAGAUGUUCAGUGUAAUAAAGGAACUGAGAGAUUCAGAGACAGACUGAAGCUGGAUCAUCAGACUGGAUCUCUGACCAUCAUGAACAUCACAACCACAGACUCUGGACUUUAUGAACUGAAGAUCAUCAUCAUCAGCAGCAGCAGCGACAAGGCCUUCAAUGUUACUGUCAGUGAUGUUCCUGCUGCUGAACUAUAUGAAAUUAAGGAGGGAGAAUCUGUCACUUUAGAUUCUGGAGUAAUAAGAAAGCCAAAUGAUGAGAUGACAUAUUUUAUUGAGAUUUCCAUCGCUGAAAUCACUGGAGAUCAGAGUAAGAUCUGUACAGAUGUUCAGUGUGAUGACAGAUUCAGAGACAGACUGAAGCUGGACAAUCAGACUGGAUCUCUGACCAUCACAAACACCAGAAACACAGACUCUGGAGAAUAUAAACUGAAGAUCAUCAUCAACAACAGCAGAUUCAGCAUCAGCAGAGUAAAGAGAGUCAAUGUUACUGUCACUGCUGUUCCAGGUUCAGGUCUGUCUUCAGGUGUUGUAGCAGGAAUAGUUGUUGCUGUUGUUGUUGUUCUGCUGGUUGUAGCUGUAACUGCUGGUGUGAUUCGCAAGAGUCACCGCAAGAGUCAUACAGCAGUUCAACAGAAUGAGAAUAAGUAACUUGCCACCUGAUCCAAAUUACAUUCCUUUGAGGCAGAUGGGAAUGUGACUAAAAAUAUGACUUUUAAAGAAACAUUAAAUAAAAAAUUUAAAUAUUUAGUGCCAGAUUUACUAACAGCUUGUGCCACCGCAAACCCUCUCGUCAUUAAAAAAUCUACUGUCAGGAUUUACUGAAGACACGCAGUGAAAAAAUGUUGCUGAAAAAGAGUGGACACAAAUUUCUUUGCACCUGACCUUAUUACAUAUGCAUUUAAGUUCCCCCGUUCAGACGCUAAAUUUAUGGGAGAAGAGUAAAUGAAUCACGCAACACCAUUUACUAAGGUUUGUGCUUGUCAAUUUACUGAUAUUUGUGCCAUUAUUUAAAGCAUGUCUUACAGCAGACACUAAUUUGCACUGCUCUUGAUAGAUUGUGUUGGUUAUUAUGGAAAUGAUCUGCUCCAUCUGUGCUCUUUAAUGUGCGCAUAGUCAGUAAAUCAUCCGCAAAACUUUACACUCCCAUUCGUGCUUUCAUAGGAUUAGAGCGUUCCCACACUGAUUUUCCCUGUUGGCCCUAAGCAUUAAACGGUAUAUGCAAAAAUUUAAGAAACAAAACACGUUACCAGCAAUAGCUGCGAGUGAUUGAUGUCUUUGAGUGUGUAGAGGUACAGGAACCGUGAGACAUUAGCCACGCUUACUUUGCACUUUUUUUUAUUCCGAAUAAAGUCAUUCCAAAUGAAAGAUUCGGUGGAGUGUUUACAUGAGGUGUUAUCUAAUCCGAUAUGGUGUUUACAUGCACUUUCAAUCGGAAUGACUGCACACAUUAGUCUAUAUCCUGUUUGCCGCCGUGUAUUCAUGUCAACAUGGAGGUCCGUUAUUUCUUAUGCACGCUAUUUUUAUGUAAUGUGUUGCUCUUAAUCAAGCAACAGCAUGACAUUUGUAGCAUAUUACUGCUGGAUAUGAGGAAAAGACUCAAGUAGCAUCUCAACACUACCCCUCCAUCCUCCAUAAAGCAGAAGCGUGUGGAUGAAGGUCCGUAGUGAUGAUUCACUUAGUUCCUUCAGUGUAUUUAAUAAAUGUGUUGUUUCAGUUUUACUCCAGUUUAAUUUUGCUGCUGCCAUUGUGCAUUCUGACGACCUCUGACCGCUUGACGUGAUGGCGUAGAUGCAAAGUAAUCGGUUUAACACGCUUACAUGGCAGACUUGUUUGAUUUAUAGAAAGGUUUAUCAUUCGGUUUGGGCAUUUUUAUUCCGAUUGUGGUGUUUAUAUGGAGCAUUUUCAUUCAGAUUGGACUUUUAAACCCAUUACAAUACUCCAUGUAAACGCACCUAGUGUCUUUUUCUUGUCAUUUGCACUAUAAUGCUGAUCUAGUUUGACAUAUCAGUUAUUUUGUCCCGUCUGUUUACAUUCUCUUAUAACGGAUAGAACUGAUUGCUUUUCCAUAAUUACCUCAACAAGACAGGCAUUAUGAGCAAGAUUUUACUCCUCAACACAAGGACAGUCUGCUCUACUGAUGCUGUAGGUGCUUUUACUGCUAUUACUGGAGAAGACUGUAUCAAUAUUAUAGUUUACACACUAACAAUUAGUCAUCCACCUUCAUCAGAAAACACUUUCCACCAGCCAUACUGGAACCAAAACCAGACUUAAUAAGCGUGGAAAGUCAAUGAUUUAUUUUAAAGUUGGUGAAACACUUUGCUGAGCGUUUAUAUUAUUAUGCAUGUAAUAUAUGUGUUACACUGCGUUAAACUUGAAAAUUACCUGAUAGAGGAAUGUUACUGUCACAGUUCCCGUCUGCUUUGGACUCCAUUUCCCAUGAUCCUCCCUGGCCCACACCUGCACUCACUCUACCACUCAGCAAUCAUCACCCACACCUGCAAGUCAUCCUCUCAUCACCACAGCUCUACUUAAGCACUCCACUCACCUCAGUUCACUGUCUGUUUGUGUUUGUACUAAGGACUUUCCAUGUUUGUUCCCAAGACUUCCAAGUUGUUCUACUCCAGUGAGUUUACCCAGUGUCUGUGAUAUAUAUAUAUAUAUAUAUAUAUAUAUAUAUAUAUAUAUAUAUAUAUAUAUAUAUAUAAUAUAAAUAUAUAAAUAAUGCUCUAGACUUGUGGUUUUCCUUGUUCCCAUUUUUGGAUAUGUAUUUCAUGUGGUGCUCACUGUAAAUAUGUAAAUGGCCUCAAGAGGUGUGACGUGAAGUUUAUUUAAGUCAAGUAAGGCCCAAUCCCAAUUCUAUUUUAUACCCCUUCCCCUUGCCCCUUGAAACAGAGUGUCAAGGGGUAGGGUUGAAAAUAUUCCCCUAAUAAAUGGGACACCACUACUAGACCGUUAUAAGUCGUCGCUAGCUCCUACGUCAUAGAUGCACCGAUGUUUAUCACACACUUCUAAGAUGCCAUCGAUAGCUGUAGUGAUCUCUGUUGCUUGGGCGACAGCUAUUUUACUAUUAGUGCACAUAUCUCACAGUAAUCAGGCACAAGCAACAUAAACGUUUAACAGACUCACUCCCAAAGUUGUUUUGCUGUGUAUUUCGAUUUCAAGAAACGCUGCUCGUUUUCUGCACGAAAACGUAUGAGCCUGCGUGUUUCCUCCGGAGUCCCUACAUACAAUACUGAUGAAUAAGCACGCAAACUGAAUGCACUUUUUGUUUAUAUCAUGUAACAUACACGUAUUUAUGGACGUAACCACAACAAAACAAUACAUUAAUCAGGCAUGCGGCAAAGAAGACAAUUAGCUGCCACCGGAUUUGAAUUUAUGUUGUCAAAUCAACGCGGGUUUCAAUAAAAUAUAAAAAAAAAUGUUGUGGAACUAUCAUAAAGUAAAAAACAUUAGCAAACUUUUUUCAUAGCGAUUUUAACAAAUCUUUUUUCGGAGAACAUAACCGUAUACAUGAACACAAGAUUAAAGGCAACAUAAAACAAGUGAUUAUUUAUUACUAAAAUACUGUUUACCGUAAGAAAAUACUUACAUUUAUGGGUCUCUCUGCUCGCUCGGUCGGCCAUGUUGGAAAUUUCUCAUACCCCUUCGUCUGAAGUGUGGUCCCGAAAAAUCUUCGUUUGAAGGGCUACCUGGCCCUUCCCCCUACCCCUUCCCCUCCAACCAAAUGAGAAUUGGGACACCCCUACCCCUUCACGUGAACGCGCGAGACAAAGGGGAAGGGGAAGGGGUAAGGGGUAGAAUUGGGAUUGGGCCUAAGUGUUUUAAGAAAAGUUAUUUAAUUGUCAAAGCUAAAUGCUAAAAUCCUGUGCUAAAGAUUAAAAAAAAAAAAAAAAAAAAAAAAA
Molecule: messenger RNA, 5079 nt
Organism: Megalobrama amblycephala (Wuchang bream)
Lineage: Eukaryota; Metazoa; Chordata; Actinopteri; Cypriniformes; Xenocyprididae
Product: carcinoembryonic antigen-related cell adhesion molecule 1-like
Exons: 5
Coding region: 962-1825 (287 amino acids)
Source: RefSeq, a predicted model, not a curated record